AUGGAACAAACAACAUUAUUAAAUACAAUGGAUUCAAUUCUUGAUCAUCGUAGUGAUGUUAGUGAUGCAAAUAGUGUUGACUCAGCAUUUAGUAUUGAAAAUGGAGUUGUUACAACACCAGAACCAAUUGAACAUUCAACAUCAUCUGCAACAUUAUUUAAUGAAUUACAAAGAGUUAAACAAGAUCUUAAAGAUAAAGAUACAGAAAUACAACGAGCACAUGAAAUACGUGAAAAUACAGAUCGAGAAAUCGAAGAUCUUACUGCAUCGUUAUUCGAAUCUGCACAUUCAAUGGUGGAACAAGCUAAAUAUGCUCAAUCUAAUGCUGAACAAAAACUUAAAAUUGCAAAUCAAACAAUUGAUGCACUUGUUGUUGAAAAUACUCAAUUAAAAAAAAGUGUUAGUGAAUUAAAAGAAAUCAUUAAUAAUUGUCGUUCAUCAUUAUUAACAAAUCGUUCUCUACCAAUAACAGCUAUUUUAUCAUCAACUGAACAACAAUCACAAUCGAGUAUUCGUCAAAUAGUACGAGAAAAACUUCAUAAACGUUCAUCAUCAGAUUUACAACAAUCAUUAUCAUCAAUUGAUAUAUCAACUAAAAUUGAUACUGAUAUUGAUGAUUGGCCUAUGGUGGAUAAUGUUUUAUUACGAGAAUUUGCACGUUGGGAAGAAAAACCAUCAAUAGGAAGUGAUUCAUCUGCAUUUAUGCAUCGAGUUUAUAGUGAAGAUAUUUUACCAUGUUUAACAUUUCCUAAUGCUGAUCUUUCAUCAAGAAUUCUUACAGCUAUUGAACACAAUGAUGUGACUAUGGAAACAUUUCAUAUGAGAACAAUUGAGGAAAAUAUGAAAGUUUGUUCAUUAACGGGUGAUCUUUGUCAAUGUAAUUAUCGUGUUCGAUUAUGUGAACGUGGUGAAUGGUAUCCAAUAUCACGUUUAUCUCGAAAUCGAAUUGCUGCUGUUUGUGAUUUUUUUACUUUUAUUCGUCAUGUUCAAUCAGGUCUUGUGAAAAGUGAUACACGAAAUCGUUAUAAUAAAAUAAUUGAACUUCGAAAACAAAUGGCUUUUGCACGUCUUGGUUUAUGA
This is a messenger RNA of Rotaria sordida, 1080 nucleotides long. Lineage: Eukaryota; Metazoa; Rotifera; Eurotatoria; Philodinida; Philodinidae. The record is from the annotation of a GenBank genome assembly.